Molecule: messenger RNA, 1986 nt
Organism: Thermothielavioides terrestris NRRL 8126
Lineage: Eukaryota; Fungi; Ascomycota; Sordariomycetes; Sordariales; Chaetomiaceae
Exons: 11
Coding region: 1-1986 (661 amino acids)
Molecular function (GO): RNA binding
Source: RefSeq, a predicted model, not a curated record
AUGGCGCAGGCGCGGGAUGCGGCGUUCAACCCAUCCUCGCCUCACUCGUCGACCGGUGGUGCCGACUCGUACAAGAAUGAAGGCACUCCAGAUACCAAACUGACUGUCUUCUCUCCGGGGGACAACUCGGCCAGACCCAGCAAGUUGCUGGCUGCCCUCAACCUUAGCGGUCCCUUUGACUCUACCGGCCGCUUCGUCAAGCCUACCGAGGCCUUCAGCAGCGAUGUCUCGAUCACGUCGGAGAAAGAUCCCUUCAUCUCCAGCACGACCGUCCCUAAGAAAGAACAGAAACUCUCCCCCACGGCUUCCGCGUUCCGUCCUGUCUCUGUUCCUCUUCCUCUUGUUGCCCAUGGCUCAUUGAAUGGGCUGGCCGCGGCGAAUGUCGGCUUAGGGGCCAAUCGCCAGCUGUUCGCGCCUCAUGCGACUCCAACUGGCAGGUUCAGCCACGAGAUGGGCAUUUCUCGCUUCGUUGCUCUGUCCUCGUCGGCGUCCCGCCCCAUCACCGUCACCGAUGUUGAGGAUUACCUUGCGACGUUGGAGCGACUUGGCUCGCCGAGCCGGGGUAGACGCACCGCGACCUCCAUCCAGGGCAAGGUCUACCUUUGCUUUUCCAACAUCCGUGACGCCCGCGGUGCCCAUGAAAACGCCCGUUUUGGUUCUCCCGACUGGGUGGCUGAAUACAUCAAGGCGGCCGAGUACUACAAGAGCGAGCCGAUUUUGGAUGGCCAGUUGCAGAUCACGGCGUUUGCCCAAGCCAUUGGCGUUGGCAUCGCCCACGUUGAGACCGUGGUGCACACUUUUCUCGAGACGCAAGGCGAAAUCUUCGCGCUUCAGCGGCAGAGCGAGGCCAAUGAACAUGUUUUCCAAGCCGCGGUUGAGUUCUCUGAUGCCGACAUCGCCAUUUCUGUGGGCGUUAAUCUGAUCGUGACCCCGUGCCAUCCGAGUACCAUGACAACUGCUCUUCAGCCAGUCGAGGGCCCCAACUCCUUUCAAGACCGCCCUCAGAGCCCAGCUCAAGACAUCGCGGGCUUCGUUCAGGGUGCCGGAGUCUCAGAGCCCUCUCUGCCGGCCAACAUGAUUGUCCCUGCUGCUCGUCUUGGUCAACCUCCCGCCGGGAUCCCCGGUCCGCAGCAGUUCGCUGCGUAUCCCGUCCUCUAUCACGGCAUGCCAGCCACAGGAGCGAGCCGUUUUAUGCUCGAUCAAACUCCCACACGAGGCCAGAGUGUCGCCCCAAUGGUUCCAGUGUCUCCGAUCUCGGGAGGCUUUCCGCUCAUGGGCCCGCUGUUUACCACACCGCCGGCGACGCCGAUGGCAGUGCAUGGCGAGUACACGAACCCAAGAAGCAUUCAGCCUUAUGGACGCUUUGACAAUCGCCGCCAGAACGCCAUGCGAGUCCACAGGUCUCCGUACUACAACAAUGCAGGGCAUCACAACCACGUUGAUGUCAACCGCAUCCGGGAUGGCAUUGAUGUUCGAACCACGAUCAUGCUGCGGAAUAUUCCGAACAAGGUCGACCAGGCUAUGCUCAAGCGGAUUAUUGACGAGUCGAGCUGGGGCAAAUACGACUUCAUGUAUCUGCGCAUUGACUUUGCCAACGAUUGCAACGUUGGUUAUGCGUUCAUCAACUUCGUGGAUCCGUUGGACAUCAUCGACUUCGUGAAUGCGCGAGGCAAUCAGCGCUGGAAUUGCUUCAAGAGCGACAAGGUCGCAGAGAUCUCCUACGCCACGAUCCAAGGAAAGGAUUGUCUCGUCCAGAAGUUCCGCAACAGCUCCGUCAUGCUGGAGGCCCCCCAUUACCGGCCUAAACUCUACUACACGACCAAUGGUCCCAGACCUGACCUGGCCGGUCAGGAGGAAGAGUUCCCGGGGCCCGAUAAUCUUUCCAAGAUGAGGCGCAGCUGCGAGAAUGCUGAGCAUGUUGGCUUAUUCACGCCGAAUUCCGGCCAGCACUUCCGAGAUGAACAGCGUCGCCGUCGUUCCCAGUAG